Lotus japonicus is the source of this 729-nucleotide messenger RNA. RefSeq lists its product as uncharacterized. The coding region runs from base 1 to 729 and encodes 242 amino acids. Lineage: Eukaryota; Viridiplantae; Streptophyta; Magnoliopsida; Fabales; Fabaceae. The record is from RefSeq and is a predicted model, not a curated record. The transcript has 2 exons.
AUGGCUUCUGCUUCUUCCACUAAAGUGACCAUGAAACUUCUAGUUGACACAAAGAAUCAGAAAGUGCUUUUCGCUGAAGCUUCAAAACCUGUUAUAGACUUCCUCUUCAAUUUGCUCUGUCUCCCUGUUGGAACUGUGGUUAGGCUCCUGACCAAAGAUGACAUGGUUGGCAGCUUGGGAAAUCUAUACAAAAGUGUGGAAAAUCUCAAUGACAACUACAUGAUACCAAACCAAGACAAAGAUGUUCUGUUAAAGCCAAAAGCUCCCAUCUCUUCAACUCAAAUAGCUGGCCUUCUUCCUGCUGCAAACGAUAACGUUGCUGAAGACAACCUAGGACUUUCCUUCUUCAUGUGCCCGAAUCGUUGUGAGAAUUAUGUUACAUGUGAUAACACAACUCGUUGUCCUCGGCGGUCGUACCACUGCGGCCAAACUAUGAACGUGAAAUUAAAUUAUAUUGGAAAAAAGAUUGUUACUGAUGAUCAGGGAAGUUCCAUAAAGAGUGGGUUUGUGAAAGAGAUAGUGACUUUCAUGGUGUUGGAUGAUUUAGUGGUUGAGCCAAUGUCAACCAUUUCAAGCAUUACCUUGCUCAACAAGUUCAAUAUCAAAGAGGUCGGUGUCUUGCAAGAGAAGGUGGUUGAGUUGGGCAUGGCUGAGGGUAUCAAGAUUCUUAAGGCUUCUCUGCAGUCCAAGACCGUUUUGACAAGUGUGUUCCUCAAGAAAGAAUAUUGA